UACAGUUACAGUUUCUCACACUGCAAGGAUGACAAGCUCAGAGAGCACACAGAGGCUGCUUCUGCAGAGUCUCUGGGACUGGUUUAGAGAUCAGCAGACUGUCCUCAGAUCUCCAUUUUUCCCAGUUUUGUUCUCCCUGACGGUUUACCUGAGCUGCUGUUUCCCUUAUGCCUGCCUGGAUUUGCUGUGCUCCAGACUGACCCUGUUUCACCGGUUCAAGAUCCAGCCUCAGAAGAAAGUGACGUGGGUAAUGGCUUGGAGGUGCCUGCGUAAAAUCUUCCACAACCACGUGUGUUUCCUUCUGCCUCUGUCUGUCAUGCACUGGUACUGGAAGCCUGUGGUUUCUCCUCAGCUGGCACCAGACGUGCUGUCUGUUGUCAGGGAUGUCCUGGCCUGCCUCCUCCUCUUCGACAUGCAGUACUUUCUGUGGCAUCUGCUGCACCACAAGGUCUCCUGGCUCUACCAUUCCUUCCACAAGGAGCACCACCUCAACACUGCUACCUUCUCCCUGACCACGGAGUACACAGGAGUCUGGGAGAUGCUGAGCCUCAGCUUCUUCUCUAUGCUGAACCCUGCGCUGCUGGACUGCCAUCCACUUACGGAGAUGUUCUUCUUCAUCACUAAUAUUUACCUGUCCGUGGAGGCUCACUCAGGCUAUGAAUUUCCCUGGUCUCCUCAUAAACUGGUGCCGUUCGGCCUCUAUGGAGGAGCUCAGCACCAUGACCUCCAUCACCUCAAAUUUAAGGUGAACUACGCUCCAUAUUUCACACACUGGGACAGACUCUUUGGAACACUGAGGGAAGAAUAAACUCAGAAUGAGGCAUAAAACAAUGAGACUUUAAAGGGCUGAAGCACAUUUGUUCCUGCUAUUAACCUGCAAGAAGAGCACUAAUAAUGAAGACUGAUUUUUGUACAACUUGCUGACAUUCUGUUGUGCUUCAAGCUCAGAUAUGUUUUUUUUAAAUAUCUGUGUUCAGUCUGUAAUGUAGCCGUUUCAGUGCGCACACUAUGAAGGCAUUGCUGCUUAACCCUCCUGUUGUCCUCAUUUACGGGCACCGAAAAAUAUUGUUUCUUUGUUGGAAAAAAUCCAAAAAUUCAGCAAAAAAAAUUCCCCAAAUUUCUGAAAAUUUGCAAAACCGUCAGGAAAAAAAAUCCAACAAUUCCUUGAAGGUUUCCCUUAAAAGUUUUACUUAAAAAAGAAAAAAAAUCCCCCAAAUUUGGCAAGAAAAUUCUUGUAAAUAUUUCCAAACAAUGAGUAAAAACCUUUAAAAAAAAUCCUAAAAAUAUCUGAAGUGUUUACAUAUUUAUCAGUAAAACUUCCACCAGAUUUCACUGGAUUUUGGUUGAUUUUUUUUGUGUGAAUGUUCUUAAGACACAUUUUUAACAUUUCUUUUUUUCCACCAAAACAUUUUGAAAAUGUGGACAUCAGAAGUUUCACUGUGAAAAUGUUUUUUCCCCCCACAUUUUCAAACUUUAAAACGGGUCAAUUUUGACCCGCGGGACAACAUGACGGUGAACAGAAUCAAAGAUUUGAGAAGGAAAAAUGUAAAUCUCAGCUCCCAAACAAACCAUUGGAUGUACAUCCACCCGAUGACGAGCAGGAAAUCUCAAAUGAGACAGAAGUUGUCUAUUUACUCGUGUUUUGGUCAUUAAUUUUAUUCAAUCUGCACCAAACUGACUGUAAGGACUGACACAAGAGAAGUGGACAAUACUGGCAUUUUUGCCUUUUUCUUUUUUAGCGAACAGAAACAGGAAACUGCGGCUGAGAGAGAAAGGGAUGGCAUGCAGCAGAUAUCCCCGACGCAGAAAGUGAACUUCAAGCGCUGUGGUUAAAUGAAGCUGCUGGUUAACCCCAGUCAUUGUAAUAUUAUUUCUUAUUCAAUUAAAGCUGAAUUACUUUGGAAA
Messenger RNA from Acanthochromis polyacanthus (spiny chromis), 1905 nucleotides. Its product is annotated as cholesterol 25-hydroxylase-like protein. Gene Ontology annotation, molecular function: C-4 methylsterol oxidase activity; iron ion binding; steroid hydroxylase activity. Gene Ontology annotation, biological process: cholesterol metabolic process; sterol biosynthetic process. Bases 29 to 808 code for a protein of 259 amino acids. The record is from RefSeq and is a predicted model, not a curated record. Lineage: Eukaryota; Metazoa; Chordata; Actinopteri; Pomacentridae. The transcript has a single exon.